Messenger RNA from Lindgomyces ingoldianus, 984 nucleotides. RefSeq names its product HET-domain-containing protein. Lineage: Eukaryota; Fungi; Ascomycota; Dothideomycetes; Pleosporales; Lindgomycetaceae. The record is from RefSeq and is a predicted model, not a curated record. The transcript has a single exon. The annotation marks the transcript as partial.
ACGUCCUACGUUGCGCUCAGCCACUGCUGGGGAGCUUUCCAGACGUACAAAACUGAGAAACAUUCCCUCAACGACCGCCUCACGGGGCUGUCAUGGAGCCAUAUCCCUGAGACAUUUCAAGAUGCCAUCCUUAUAACUCGCUCCUUAGGCUUCCACUUCAUCUGGAUUGACUCUCUUUGCAUUGUCCAAGAUGAUCUUGACGAUUGGGCAGGAGAGUCAUCCAGAAUGAACAGUGUAUAUGCUAAUGCAGCUCUCACGAUUGCGGCUGCUACUGCCGAAGACGAUACUCAGGGUUUCCUUCAAAGGAGAUACUAUGCUAGCUACUUGAUUCCAACGGGCGACAAUGGUACUAAGAUAAAGAUACGCCGUUUCCUUCAUGACGACAGCUUUGACCAGCCAGGUCCGCUCGCUCGCCGAGGGUGGGUGCUACAAGAAAGACUACUGUCGCGGCGGAUUCUAUACUAUGAGCAAGACGAAAUGGUUUGGGAGUGUAGAGAGAACAGACAUUGCGAAUGUGGGCAUAAGCUAUCCUUCGAUAGGAACAAAGGGACUCCCAGUUCCAAAACUCCGCUUGUGGACGCGUACUACUUUACACAAUCCAGUGUGCCAACUUCAGAGACAUACUCAUGGUGGCGUAAGUGGGUUGUGCCUGAAUAUAUACUGCUUCAAUUGACAAAACUCUCCGACCGACUUCCUGCCCUGUCGGGGCUCGCGACCGCCAUGCGUUUAAAAUCUAGGGUCACUUAUUUAGCAGGAAUAUGGUUAGAAGAUCUUGCCCCCAGCCUUCUAUGGAGGACAUUCGGUCAUGCGAGGCUUGUUAUUGAUGAAUAUAUAGCCCCUUCCUGGUCGUGGGCAUCUCUGAAUGGCCGAGUGGAUUUUGGCCCUGGUGUUGAGGGUAUCAAGUUCGUCAGGGUAGUUGAAUAUAAUAUCACAAUCACCUCAAAGAACCCUACAGGUGCUAUAUCCGGUGGAUCGUUGAAACUG